Molecule: messenger RNA, 1545 nt
Organism: Drechmeria coniospora
Lineage: Eukaryota; Fungi; Ascomycota; Sordariomycetes; Hypocreales; Ophiocordycipitaceae
Product: C6 transcription factor
Exons: 5
Coding region: 1-1545 (514 amino acids)
Source: RefSeq, a predicted model, not a curated record
AUGUACAACUACAAUCUCGAAUCAACUGAUUCCGCGUCUUCUCCCCCCCCCGUCCUGCAUAUCUUUGCCUCUUUCAUUCAUAUCCAUAUUGCGAAACGGCAACGAUCACUUCUUGCUCGCCUUCGACGACAACGAUUCCGAUUCCGAUGCGAUUUCGGUAUAUUCGAUCUCAUCAAUCAUCCGCCGAUCGCCGACUGCCGCUUGACCCCACGACAACGGCCGUACCGCAGGAAAGAAACGCGCAGGACGAAGACGACGCCCAAGCCGGUCGUGGAUGAUUCGCCUACCUCGCACUCAUCGACCAACGCCGAGCGCAGAAUAGGCGUCGGCCUCAUCGCUCUUGUUCCCGUCAUUAUUCAGAGUGCCGAUCACGCGACGCUUCACGGUUUAAGUCGGGGGACACAGAGCGGCGGCCUCGUCACACAAGAUCGACGUGCGACCGCAGCCGGCGUCGUCGCUUCGAGCCGCCAUGCAUGCUCCCACCUGCGCCACUUCUUUGCCAUCCUCAUGCUCGUCCUCGUCACGGGAGAGGUGCACUUCAAGGCCAACAUCCUCUUGCCGAUCAGCACGGCUGCCGCCUCUGCUCCGGAUGCCUAUCCCCCUCAAAUUACUGCGCCGUCGUCGUAUGACGACUCGAAGCCCGUCUUGUUGGUGGAUGACCGGCCGUUGCUCUCGAAGCCAAAGCCAAUCGGCCACGAGGAGUUGAAGCGACUGGAACAGAGAGAUGAGACGCAGUCCAGCUCGUCCGAUGCACAAAUAUCCGUGCAGAACUCGGUGGCACCCUCGACGGCCAGCUCGGCACAAUCAACCCUUCCCUCUCCUUUCGAUGACUCGGUCGCGUCCGACUUCAAAGCCUCGGCCAGCGACAUCAAGUGCCCCACCUUUAUGACGAACCUGCUGGCGGAUCCCAAGUUCAAGAGCUGCUAUCCCAUAUCGAUGCUCAUGCAGACAUCGACGGGCUUUUUCAACGCGCAAAAGAAGCUCGUCAGCAUCGUGAGUGUCCUCGACGCGACCUGCAAAGCCGACGUCAACUCCUGUGCCGACUUUCUCAACUCGGCCGCCCAGAACCUCACGCAAGAGGGCAACUGCAAGGUCGAGAUCGACCAGCGGAUGCCGACGGUUGUCCAGGCAUGGCGUGGCCUGAGGACGUACAAGCUGCUGUACCAGUCGACCUGCUUGAAGAACUCCACCACGGGCUCGUACUGCUACGCCGACGCCGUCACCAACACAGCCGUGCCUUCGGACGCAUACCUAUACUUCCUGCCGUAUGGCCUCGCGCUGCCGAACAGCUCGACGCCAUCGUGCAGCUGGUGCAACCAAGAGACCAUGGCCAUGUAUCAUUCGGCCUCGGCCGACCGAUCAAACUUCAUCGCCGGAUCGUACGAGGUCGCCGCGAAGCAGAUCAACAAUAAAUGCGGCGAGACUUUUUCGGAAGCGACGCUGCCCGACGCCGAGAGCGGCGCUGGCACGACGUCGGUGCCUCCGCACCUAACCCUCCUGGCGAGCGCGUCCAUUGCCGCCCUCUUCCUCGGCUUCGUCCUAUAA